Manis javanica (Malayan pangolin) is the source of this 1689-nucleotide messenger RNA. It is a transcript of the gene STIMATE, whose product is annotated as STIM activating enhancer. Gene Ontology annotation, cellular component: cortical endoplasmic reticulum; membrane. Gene Ontology annotation, biological process: activation of store-operated calcium channel activity. Gene Ontology annotation, molecular function: calcium channel regulator activity. NCBI's taxonomy places the organism in Eukaryota, Metazoa, Chordata, Mammalia, Pholidota, Manidae. The record is from RefSeq and is a predicted model, not a curated record.
GCUGGCCGCGGGGCGGAGGCGCGGCUCCCAGCUCGGGUUGCUGUUCGGUCUCCGGCCCCGCGGUUGGUGGCGCGGCCCCGCGGCAGCGAGGCCCCCGAGCGGCCAGGCCGGCCGGGCGGGCCAUGCAGGGCCCCGCCGGGAACGCGAGCCGCGCGCUGCCGGGAGGGCCGCCGUCCACCGCCGCGGCCGGCGCGGGCCGCUGCGAGAGCGGCGCGCUCAUGCACAGCUUCGGCAUCUUCCUGCAGGGGCUGCUCGGCGUCGUGGCCUUCAGCACGUUGAUGCUCAAACGCUUCAGAGAACCAAAGCACGAAAGACGCCCGUGGAGGAUAUGGUUUUUAGACACUUCCAAACAAGCCAUAGGAAUGCUGUUCAUCCACUUUGCAAAUGUGUACCUAGCAGACCUCACCGAAGAGGACCCUUGUUCACUGUACCUCAUCAACUUCCUCCUGGAUGCCACCUUGGGCAUGUUGCUCAUCUACGCAGGUGUGCGCGCCGUCAGCGUCCUGGUGGAGUGGCAGCAGUGGGAGUCCCUGCGCUUCGGCGAGUAUGGGCCGAGGGCGGCAGGAACAGCCGGGGGUCGAAGAGGGGGUGGGAGACGGCCAGGAGGCUGUUUGCUGCUUCACAGUCAGCGUCAGCCGCUCAGGGACGGAGGGCAGGACCGACAGCAGCACAGUCCUGGAAAAAUCAACAGGGACCCGCUGCGCUGCGGAGCCUGGGCUGGGCAGUGCGCACUCUACAUCGUCAUCAUGGUCUUUGAAAAGUCCGUCGUCUUCCUCGUCCUCCUCAUACUGCAGUGGAAAAAGGUGGCCCUCCUGAACCCCAUCGAGAACCCAGACCUGAAACUGGCCAUCGUCAUGCUGAUCGUCCCCUUCUUUGUCAAUGCUCUGAUGUUUUGGGUUGUGGACAAUUUCCUCAUGAGAAAGGGGAGGACGAAAGCCAAGCUGGAAGAAAGGGGAGCCAACCAGGACGCGAGGAGCGGGAGCAAGGUCCGCUACCGGAGGGCCGCGUCCCACGAGGAGUCAGAGUCUGAGAUCCUGAUCUCGGCUGACGACGAGAUGGAGGAGUCAGACGCGGAGGAUGACCUCCGCGGGCUGCCCCCGCCAAGGCCUGCCAAGAAGAAGAAGCACCUCUUUGGGCUGCCUGUGUGACGUUCCUUCGGGGUCAGGUUUGGGGGCCCAGCAGCCGGCCGCCCUGCCGCCCCCUCCCUCCCUCCUCCGUCUGCCCCUCCUCUUCUACCUCCGUCCUCUGCUCACUCCCCGGCUACUGUGACUCAAGGGGGGGCACGAGCCAGCACCGGCCAGGGCACCUGGAGGUCCCUACCCGCCCGUUGCACUACGAACACCGACCAAAUACGCAAGCGAGGCGUCUGUUUGCGGUCGUCCCAAAUGGUGUGGUGAGGGAGGGACCCAGAAGCCGCCCCGUGUCUGGCUGGAUGGCGCUAAGGAAGAAAACCCCACACAGACGGUGGGUGGGGCCUUUCCACAGGGCUCAGGGGCCAGGAAGAUGUAAUGUUUGGGGCUAAAAGUCACUCGUUGACCAAGUUGGAACUGCAAUGCUUUCUUACUCAAAAUGGCUUUUGUAACUUGAUUUCUGAAGCCGGUUUUAUGAGCUGUCGCAGUGUUAAUGUUUUUUGAGUAUGUGUUUAUUUCCUAUGGGACUAAUGGGCAAAACAUAGAUUUUUAAGUCUUC